AUGACCAAUUGGAUCCCCACGCCCCCCCCCAGCAGCAACAGCGCUAGCAGCACCGUUCGUAUCAAGAAGCUCGACAAGUUCCGCGAGUUCUGGGGCAUCUCCAAAUCCAAGACCAAAGAAGUCAAGCUCACGACCUUGAACCAGUUGCAGCACUCUCCACCUGCUUCACAGCCGUCCACCCGACCAUCCUAUGAUGUCACCCGGGUCGACAACGUGCUCCCAAGCGACAAGCUCUCCACCGUCGUGACUCAGGUUGAUAGUGAGCUUUCAAACUACAGUGGCUCUAUUCAUCCCUCCGGCACCAUGCAGGAUAAGCAUACAUCACAACAAUCGACACAACCUCCGUCUGUUGUCUCUCUAGUCACCUAUUUUCCUCCAGGCACCAGUCAAUCUACUUAUGCCACCGACAACCAGUCUACUUCUACAAGCAACAACCAGUCUACCCCUUCCAGCACCGUGCAUGAGAUGGCACUCCCAGCACCCAUUUGCACAUCGCAUAUUCUCGAGCACAUCUUUGACGAGGAUGCGCCCAAGCCAACCAUCAAGACUGAGUUGCCUCAACCUCAGCAACGCAUCGAGGAGACGCAGCAGUUGGUCUACUGUAAUGCCUUGCUUCUACGGGAUACAUUGUCCCCACCGAAACCUGUUACAAGAGAGGCUACAGAGGACGGUGGCCCCCUUGUUCUUCAGGAACCCGCUCUCGACAAAACCGAGCUCGACUGGCUCGAGACGACGAAGGAGGACCCAAUGGAAGUGGAUCGUCUGCGCUGGUUGGCAACUCGGGUGGUGGAGCAAUUUGUGGCCGAUUCCAACAAGAACUCCACCAAGAUCUCCGAGAUUGUCGCUCUUGGACCUGUCUUAGAGAAAGAGCCUUACCGCAAGCUGCUCGCGACCUUUAUCAAGGAGUUUGACGAUGCUAGUAUUCUUGACGUUGAUAUGCUUCAGGGACUUGUCCAAUUGGCGCAUGAUGCGUUGCCUGGCUACCUUGUCUCUGAUGACCUGGUCAAGAUUCUUGGCAUCCUCAGGGCUCGCCUAGAGGGCACUCACCAGCAGUGUACCGAGUACCCCUACCAUCUCACUUUGGCUGUCUCCAGGAUCCUCGAUGUCAUGGCGGAGCAUAAAGUGCAGGAUUUAAAUCGUGUCCUCGAGCAUGAGCCACUGUCGGCAGUCUUGUCAGGAUUGAAGGGGAGCUCGGACCCCUACCUGAUGUACCAGGCCUGUUACGCCUUCCAGGCUCUCCAGUAUGUGCCUGAUGAUGAGAGCGCUCUUCGGGCUGUGUUGAGACACUCAACUGGUGUUGUGGGUGGCCUUGUGAAAGUCACUGCCGUCUUCAAGCUGGAUCUGGCGUCGGUUCUCGAGGGUCUGGGAAACUUACAGGAAGCUCUUGGUGGUGUGGCAUCAGUGGCUGGUACUGUGUACGAGGGUGUCUGUUCGUUGAUGGGGAGCGGCAGAGGUGUUCUAGACAGUUUGAGGGAGGGACUUGGAUCUGGCCAGAAGCGACUUUGGUAUCCUGCUGUCAAGGUUGCCUAUGCUUUUGCCCAGGCUGGCCAGCUGAAGGAUCUGAAGACGUUGAUCGUGGAGGCUCCUUGCCGCCGAGACCCUUUGUUUCAGUGGGGGAUCUGCCAGCUGUUAGGGGAGAUCGCUGUCGACGCACUCUGGUCUGUAUCUGUGCGCCAGCAAGCCGUUUCUCUCCUCGGUCAUCUCUGCCAGAACGACCAAGACUGGGGCCAGGAUGAGAGUGUCAGGGCAUGGGUGUUGACGAUUGUCACCAAGCUGUGCGCCUCCUCCGACCUAACCGUCAGUGAGACCGCCCGUACUGUGCUGCAGGAUCUGACAGUGGACCAAAGUGCCUUGAUCAAGCACCCUUAUCCAUUGAGGGCCCGUCUCCCCUUGCCUUCCGCAUCGCCACUCCUUGCCAAGGUCCAAAACAUCCAGUACUUAGAGUACGAACUGCACAAGUUCCGACUACAGCGACUAGAGGAGACCAAAUUGCCGGUCUACAUCUCCCCUAUGGCCAAAGCCAACCUUCAAGCCCGCGACGACGAAAUGUUUCCCCUCAAAGAGAAAGUACAAGAGUUCUUGACCAGUGAACGACAGGUCAUGCUUGUUUUGGGUGACUCUGGAGCAGGCAAGUCGACGUUCAACAAGCACCUUGAGUCCGAGCUCCUGCGAACAUACACCCGUGGGGGUCCCAUCACAUUGUUCAUCAACUUGCCAGCCAUCCACGAACCUAACCACGAAAUGAUCGAAAAGCAGUUGAGGUCUGACAACUUCAACGACGAACAGAUCCGCGAGCUCAAACUGCAUCGCCAGCUCAUCCUCAUCUGCGACGGUUAUGACGAAAGUCAGCAACUGGUCAACCUUCACAAGACCAACAUGUUGAACCAGCCAGGGCAGUGGAAUACCAAAAUGAUUAUCAGCUGUAGGACACAGUAUCUCGGUCAAGAUUACCGAAGCCGAUUCAUGCCUCAGAGCCGCGACCGCUACGCCUAUCCAGCUGUCGAGCUCUUCCAAGAGGCUGUCAUUGCUCCGUUCUCAAAGGAGCAGAUCCAGAGCUACAUUGAACAGUACGUCCCUCUCGAGUCACGCACCUGGACUACCAACGACUACAUGGACAGGUUGACCACCAUCCCGAACCUCAUGGACCUGGUCAAGAACCCUUUCGUUCUAACCCUUGCCUUGGAGGUGCUGCCAUUCGUCACCGAGGGCAAACAGGAUCUGUCUGUCAUCAAUAUCACUCGAGUCCAGCUCUACGACACGUUUGUGAAACAUUGGCUGAAAGUCAACAAACGACGUCUCGAGAGCAACGCAUUGUCCGCCAAAGACCGCGAGAUUCUGGACCAACUUUCGGACGCAGGAUUCACAUCGAUGGGUAUUGACUAUUCUAUUGGGCUGGCUUCGGCGAUCCUCGAGAAACAGAACGGAAAUCCGGUUGUUCGAUAUACCCACCUCAAGGACAAACACACAUGGCGCGUCGAUUUCUUUGGUCCCGAUCCAGAGGUACGGCUCCUACGCGAGUCGUCCCCAUUGACACGUUCUGGCAGCCUGUUUCGAUUCCUUCAUCGAUCCAUGCUCGAGUACUUUCUUUCAUGCGCUGUUUUUGAUCCCAGCAGUCAUGACGUCGACGAUGAGUUUUGUCCGCAACCCCAUCCUGACCCCACUCCUGCCCAGCCCCUCACCACUGAUGGAAUUUUGUUCAAACGUGACCUCCUCACCGAGCCAUCGGUCAUCCAGUUCCUGGGCGAGCGUGUCAAGCAGCACCCUUAUUUCGAAAAGCAGCUCCUAGCCGUCAUCAAGCAGUCCAAGACCGAUGCCAGUGUCGCCACCGCCGCCACCAACUCCAUCACCAUUCUUGUCCGAGCCGGGGUCCUUUUCAACGGCGCCGACCUUCGAUGCAUCCAGAUCCCAGGAGCAGAUCUUUCUGACGGGCAGUUCGAUUCCGCCCAGCUGCAGGGGGCUAAUCUGAAAGGCGUCAACCUUGCAAGGAGUUGGUUGAGGCAGGCUGAUUUCGGUGAUGCACAGAUGGAUGAUGUUCGGUUCGAGGAGUUGCCAUACUUGAAGGAGCCCGCCGCAGUCACUACCGUCGCCUUUUGGCCUGAUGGAAAGUUGCUUGCUGUCGCUCUGCGUGACGGAAGCUUUAUUAUCUACGACACUACAGCAUGGACUCGAGUUCAUCAACACAAAGAACAAAGUGAGGUGAUGUGUAUCGCCUUUUCACCUAACGACCAACACCUUGCUUUUGGGAGCGAAGACACGACCUGUCGAUUAUGGGAUACUGUCAGUAGGGAGACUGUGAUGGUCAUGGAGGGGCACACCAAACUGGUGAGGUCUGUGGCGUUUUCACCCUGUGGCAAGCAAAUCGCAUCGGCCAGCCACGACAACACGAUUCGUUUGUGGAACUCGAAGACAGGAGAGUGCUUGUUUGUCUUCAACGGCCAUGAAGAUAUUGUUUUGAGUGUCGCAUAUUCAGCAAACGGACGGAAACUUGUCUCGGGCAGCAGGGAUGAGACGAUUCGAGUGUGGGAUCCGGAGACAGGAACACCAGACACUAACUGGGUAAUUCCUCGUGUUUAUGGUUCGCGCGUGACCCUUUCUGCAGAUGGACGGCAGUUCGCUCACCUUACUGGUGAGAUGGGUGGCGAGAUCCAACUCAUUAAUGCAGUCACCGGAGAGCAGGGUCGGAUUCUCGGUGAUGAUGCCGGCCAGCUAACAGAUUUUGCAUUCUCUCCAAUUGGCGAGUUGAUUGUUUCGUCAAGCAGGGACAACAACGUCCGGCUGUGGGACUCAUCGAGUGGACAACUCAUCUCCAGGUUGUCGGGUCAUAACAGCCGGAUCACCACCUGUGCAUUUUCCCCAGACGGCCUACAAAUCGUUUCAGGAAGUGUGGACGGGAUUAUACGACUCUGGGAGGUGAACACCAACCGGUCGAGUUCCAUACAACAGAUUGUCACCCAGGUUCGAUCUGUGACAUACACCCAUGACGGUCUGUGUAUAGUCUCUUAUCAUGACGACCGCACCUUUCAACGCUGGGACUUGUCCACAGGUGUUGUUUUGUCGAGGUCGACAGUAGAAACCUUCGCUCUUUCACGGUGCGGCCUUUGGCUUGCGAACGGUUGCAGGAACGGGAAUAUUCAGCUGUGGAAUCUCCAGACCAAUGUUGUUGAGCGCGUUCUUCUCGGAUCUACCGACUACACAGCUGCAGCUCUUGAUAUGAGUUUUUCGUACUGUAGUCGGUGGUUGGUCUCAUGCGACGAGUUCAAGAUUACACGAUUGUGGGAUCUUGAGAGUACCGAUGAUCAAGGCAAAGUGGUGGUUGAUCAGUCCACUCAGACAGGUCUCGCGAUAUUCUCCCCUGUCGAAAACCAGGUUGCGGUAGGAGUGCGAUCGAGCCCAUCGAGACUUCGUCUUUUCGAUCCCCGAGUGACAGACCUUCGCCAACCUCUGAAGGAAGUGUGUUUAUCAUGCAAGAUACUUUCUAUGGACUACUCACCAGAUGGUCAGCGACUAGUACUCGGUACUGAUGACUCCUUGGUCUUGCUCUGGGACUUGCAGUCGGACAAGCCUGAUGUCAAACUGAAAGGGCACACUGGUGAUGUGAACUCCGUCGCCUACUCAGCUUGUGGCAAGUGGAUCAUUUCCGGCAGCGAUGACAGGACGGUGCGUCUCUGGUCAGGCGAGGUCGACAGUUGA
Molecule: messenger RNA, 5190 nt
Organism: Linnemannia hyalina
Lineage: Eukaryota; Fungi; Mortierellomycota; Mortierellomycetes; Mortierellales; Mortierellaceae
Source: the annotation of a GenBank genome assembly